CUUUGCAAUACUCUACAGCGUACAAUGGGGAGCGGAAAAAUCCAAUCGCUGGCUACUUUCCGUCGGAGUGUCAAUACUCCAGGAUAUAUUGCUGACUGGACCAAUUAUCAUCAUAGUCAACACAUCUAUCAUGUCUUUAAUAAAAAGGAAACCAACUGAGGAAGACGAAAUCGAAAAGAAGACCCAAAAAGCAAACUUAGUGCACGUUGUUCAAGAAGAUGAACUUGCGGCUUGCCACAAGCCACCCGACGAAGAACUUCUGAAAACACGAAACUUGAAACUUCAAGUGAAAAAGCUGCGGCGAUUCUUUAAAUAUUUGGUAAUCUACGUUGUCUAUGUCCUCCUGCUAGUGAUUGUAUGCUAUGCAGACCGUAAGCCUUCAAGUUACUUACAGACAAAGACGCUAAAGGACACCUUUAGUUCAUUCUACCAGGUAAAGGAUGCAAGAUCUUUUUGGACCUGGUUUGAAGAAGAACUAGUUCCAGGCCUUUAUGACAGUGAAAAGUCCCUCAGUGGUAAUGGGACCGGAAUGAUAAGUGGCAAGAUUGGUUUUAUUGUGGGCCUCCCAAAGAUACGACAGAUACGCAUUAAGUCAGGUCAGGGUUAA
This is a messenger RNA of Stylophora pistillata, 607 nucleotides long. RefSeq names its product polycystin-1-like protein 1. Gene Ontology annotation, biological process: detection of mechanical stimulus. Gene Ontology annotation, cellular component: membrane. Gene Ontology annotation, molecular function: protein binding; calcium channel activity. The record is from RefSeq and is a predicted model, not a curated record. Lineage: Eukaryota; Metazoa; Cnidaria; Anthozoa; Scleractinia; Pocilloporidae.